UAAAAAUAUGGCAGACUCAGAGAAAAUGUUAGAAGAUGACUUGGCACUCCUUGAGGAGAGCCCCUCCAUAUACGAGAAAAAAUCUAGCGAUGAUUUGAUUGAAGAGCUGUCUCGGCACCGGACAUGGAAAUACACAGUACUCGUCUUUUCUAUUAGUCUCACAAUCUUGAUCAGCCCUUUAAAUGUCUACAUAACCUCAUUAGCAGGGAUCGACCCAGAGCCCGGCGAUAUUUGGUCAUGUGUAUCCGAAAAAUGCGAGUACUUGACGAGCGCUAAUACCUCAUUACUGCAAGAAUUUCCUUGCGACAUCACCGAAAUCGUGGAUGGCAAAACAGAGUUGGUUUUCGGACCGUCUGACAUAGAAUGGCAUCUUGAGCGCACCUCAUUUUCAGUGGAGUUUGAUUUGUAUUGUAACGUCGGAUCCCGACCUGCACAAAAAACACUCCUCUCCUCCAUGUACUUCCCAGGAGCGUUGUCGGGAUUGAUAGUUGGAGGUUUCCUGUUCGACAACGUGGGGAGGCAGAAAGUAGCCUCUGUAGCUUAUGCCCUUUCCUUCCUCGUACAUCUUGCCACAACAUUCUGCCACAACUUCCAGUUACUCCUGGCUAUCAGAUUUUGGGCGGGUUUUUUUGAGUUUGUGGGUACUACAGGGUUUUACGUAUUACAAUUGGAGCUGAUGCCAGCCAGUUACAGGAACUACAUCAACGGUUUCGCGGGCAUAGUGUGGGCGGCGGGAUAUCCGAUUGCAGCAGCGGUGGGUUAUUUCGUGCACGAUUGGAACUACAUGUACCUUGCAGCAGCCAUCUUAGGCAUUCUCAGUCGAGUACACACAUUUGUGUUUGUUAUGGAGUCACCACGGUUUUACCUUAUAAAGAAUGAUGUGAAGUCAGCGAAGAAAUCGUUCAAAGCGCUAGCAGCACUGACUACAGCUAAUCUAAACCUAGAUAAAACUGAGAUUAUAGAUGCUGGUAAGGCGAAGGAGAGGCAACAGAAUUUGAAACAGCAGUUUAUGGAGCUGAUAAAGUACCCCAGCGUUCUUAAGGAGACCUUACUCUUUAUGUUCCUCUGGUUCUUUAUCGCCAUGUUCUUCUACGGGCUUAAUUUUGGCUGGUCAGAGAUAGUGCCAAACAGAUACCUGGGAUAUCUUUUUGGAGGACUUGGAGAGUUUGUAGCUGCUUGCAUAACUGUCCCAGUGAUACACAAAUUGGGCAGGAGAAGGGCCAUGAUAAUAUUCCACAGUGGUGCUGCCCUGGUGUUCCUGAUUGCCAUCCCGGAGGUGGACCUUGGUAACGGGUGGACCUUGGAGGGUGUCUGUUGUUUGGUGUGUGUGACCUUUAUUGCGGCGAGCUUUGCCGGGAUCUAUCUAUGGACAGGGGAGCUUGCACCUACAUCUCAUAGAGGAUUUGCAUACGCCGCUGGGUCAGGAGCUGCCAGGGUCGGGUCCUUUCUCGGUCCCUACAUCUUCAACAACCUGGCUCCAGUAACCCACAGAGCAGUUCCGUUUGGAAUCCAGUCCUUAGCUUCACUACUCUGUGCUUUUGCAGCGUUCCUAUUGGUGGAGACGGGAGAUAAGGAGAUAGCUUGUGUGCCUGCAGAUGUUGAGGCUAGGAGAAAGGGGUACAGGUAUAGGAUCUAGUGUGCAGGGUCAGAGAGAUACUGUUUGCUUAUUUGGUAGUGGAAGCCGUGGAAUGUUGGAUUAAGACAAUAUUACUUUACAGUUACGUAUUUAAAAAAAAGUAAUGAUUGCAUGGUAGUAUUCAAACUUUUCGCGAAGCCCCCUCCGUAAUUAAAAAAAAUCCUUUUCUUUUAAUGAUCAUCUACAUAUUAUGUAUAUUUAAA
Bolinopsis microptera is the source of this 1839-nucleotide messenger RNA. Its product is annotated as solute carrier family 22 member 15-like. Gene Ontology annotation, biological process: transmembrane transport. Gene Ontology annotation, cellular component: membrane. The transcript has 2 exons. Bases 8 to 1636 code for a protein of 542 amino acids. Gene Ontology annotation, molecular function: transmembrane transporter activity. The record is from RefSeq and is a predicted model, not a curated record. NCBI's taxonomy places the organism in Eukaryota, Metazoa, Ctenophora, Tentaculata, Lobata, Bolinopsidae.